AUGUUUUACACUUGUAUUUUGAUUUGCUUGAGCCUCCUCUCUUCCUUUCAACAAACGGUUGUGGGUCAAUGUCUACCGGCUGGUUCCAAGCCGAUCAACAUAGGACAGUGUCGCAAAGCACUUGCCACAUACAAGUUUGAUAACCGUGGCCUGCUAGACAAUGACGGGUAUAAGAACAAAAAGACAUGUGGGAGCUGCGGGAUCUCCAUGUCCCAGGUUAGCUCGCUCCCUAAAGCUAAAACGAGCCUGGAUGGAUUUUACAAGAAAUUCCUAGAAGAGGCUCUGGGAAAUCUAACACAGGCUUGUACCAUCAGAAGCGGGAAAAAAGAGUCAAUGCUACCGGGGAUCUGGGCGGGAGCAUUUGCAGACGGUACAACUUUUUUCGCUAUGGAGGUUGAGGUUGGAGACAUGCCGGCCGAUAAAUGCUCCUCAGUGCCACGAAAACCAAAAAACAAGCGAAGAAGUUCGAAUUUGGAGCCGUUCAAUUAA
Melampsora larici-populina 98AG31 is the source of this 489-nucleotide messenger RNA. RefSeq lists its product as uncharacterized. The transcript is spliced from 5 exons. Lineage: Eukaryota; Fungi; Basidiomycota; Pucciniomycetes; Pucciniales; Melampsoraceae. The record is from RefSeq and is a predicted model, not a curated record. Bases 1 to 489 code for a protein of 162 amino acids.